This is a messenger RNA of Cylicocyclus nassatus, 602 nucleotides long. The record is from the annotation of a GenBank genome assembly. NCBI's taxonomy places the organism in Eukaryota, Metazoa, Nematoda, Chromadorea, Rhabditida, Strongylidae.
AGGGUGCCAUGUGGCGGGUGUCGACUGCUCUCUUUACUCUACUAGCUGUUCUAGCAAAUGCAGCCGAUCUACAGGAACAAGCUUACGAACUUCCUGAUGGAGAAUAUGCAAAUGAACUUAGUUUGCUGGAGCUUAUUCCACAACCAAAGGAGCUUUCGGGCAAGCCAGAUCUGGAUAGCGAAACGGCUCGGUAUGAUAAGCGCGAAGAAGACUUGAAAAAAGAACUACUCGGAGUUUUCCGCUAUGGAAAACGAUCAAACAAGAAGAGCGUUCCAGGUGUCUUGCGAUUUGGGAAGCGAAGCGUGCCGGGUGUGUUGCGAUUCGGAAAAAGAGAAAUACCGGGUGUCUUACGAUUUGGUAAAAGAUCUAUGCCCAGCGUUCUUCGAUUUGGCAAAAGACGUGAAAUUCCAGGAAUGAUGAGAUUCGGAAAACGAGCGUGUGCUACGCUUUGGCAAGUAAAAAAGCACAUUCCACAGAACGGCAGUAAUCACAAGCGAGUCACACACUAUUCCUCAUUGGGGACACCUAAUUGCGACAUUAGAAUAAAAGUUGAACAGUUGAAUAAGGUCUAUCACAAAUAAAAACAUGGUCUUCAUAGUAUG